Messenger RNA from Penicillium waksmanii, 756 nucleotides. RefSeq lists its product as uncharacterized. Bases 1 to 756 code for a protein of 251 amino acids. The transcript is spliced from 2 exons. Lineage: Eukaryota; Fungi; Ascomycota; Eurotiomycetes; Eurotiales; Aspergillaceae. The record is from RefSeq and is a predicted model, not a curated record.
AUGCCCAAAUACGUUCUGACUGGCGUUGGGGGGAGAAUUGGCAGUAUAGCAGCAUCCUAUGCACUGGAAAUUGACCCUCCAGACAGCACUCUUGUUUUCACCUGCUCCAACCCUGAUAAAAUCUCAAAGGAUACCCGUGGCAAAUGCCUUCGAGCGGUUUUUGCCGGUGCUGAAGCUGUGACCUUGAUAUCAACUUGGGCUUUCGGUCGUCGUCACCAACAAGCACAAAAUGUAAUCGACGCUGCCAAGGAGUGUGGUGUCCGACGAAUCUGCUACACUUCAUUCGUGGGUGCCGAUGAUCCAGCACCAGUUGACGAAAUGCCCUUUUUGCCUCGAGACCACAAACAAACCAAGGCUCUCAUCUGUGCCUCCGGCUUGGAAUACAACAUUCAACGCAAUGACCUAUACGUUGAGAACAUCCCCAAUUUCUUCGCUCCGUCCUGGAUUUUCUGCGAUAAUCGCUGGGUCUCGAAUUCGGGAGGAGCUCCUGGUGCCUAUGUCGCACGUGAAGACUGUGGCAGAGUGCUAGCUGCUAUCCUCUUGGGUCGUGGCGAGCCUAACAAAAUUUACGAUGUGACGGGCCCCGAGGCUAUAACAGAUGAGGACGUCUUCCAGUGGAUCUCCAGCAAUUUCAAAAGCCAGGGGAAUUUCGUGACAGUAUCAGAUCAGGAAAUGAAGGAAUAUUGGCUAGAACGCGGAUUGCCAACUGAUGUUUCGGGGGGAUUUCUCUCAAAUCCCGAUGAAGCUCUGUAUUGA